AUGCAGUCGAGUACACGCUCCUGGGUUCCUGUACCCUGUGACAACCCUUCAGCUGCACCUCGACACCGAUCGCUACACGCGUGUGCCGUGUGCAAAGACUCGCUUUACGUCUUCGGAGGAUACGAUGGAUCGAAUCGGACGAAUGAUUUUUACGAAUUCAACUUCAACCGCAAGCUCUGGUCAGUCGUGCUGGCAAUUGGUUCUGCUCCGAGUCCUCGUGACCGCCAUGUGGCGGUGGUCUACAAGAACUCUUUUUUUGUAUUUGCGGGAUUCGACGGCAGCUCGCGCGUCAAUGACUUUGUCGAGUACAACUUCUCUACGCAACGAUGGAGAGAUGUUAUGGUGACUGCUGGAAUGCCACCGACAGCGCGGCACAGUCAUGCUGCUGUCGUGUACGGCGAGUCUAUGUUCUGCUUCGGAGGUUACGAUGGAAACUACCGAAAUGACUUCCACGAGUUUAACUUUGAAACAAAUGUUUGGUCGCCAGUAUCUUCAACAGGGCUUUUUCCUCGACCUCGAUAUCGAGCAUCGUUGGUGCUGCAUAACAACACAUGCGUACUAUUUGGCGGCCACGAUGGGUCUCACCACCUUGAUGAUAUCCACGUGUUUGACUUUGAUACGCGGGUCUGGUCAUGGCUUACAACCCAGGGACCUGCACCCGCUGCUCGUGAUAGUCAUGUUGCUGGUGUUCACUUAAAUUCCAUGUACAUAUUUGGCGGCAGCACGGGCACUGCAGUGAACGACUUUUAUCAGCUCAAUUUUGAGUCGAACACCUGGCGACCAAUGCAGUUCGACGGCCAGCCGCCGGAACACCGCUUUUGUCACGUCGGCACCGUUUAUGAUUCCAGCCUGAUCAUCUUUGGUGGCUACGAUGGAAAUAGGCGGUUAAAUGACUUCCAGCAAUUUCGCUUCAAGAAGACGCAGUUUCAGCUGGAUAUUCCUGAGGGCACGCUUACCAAUGACCUAAGAAUGUUGGUGAACAACGACAUCAUGAGUGAUGUCACGUUUAUCGUUGAGGGAAUUCCCGUUUACGGACACAAGAUUCUGUGCAUCCGCUGCUACUACUUCAAUGCAAUGCUUACAGGAGAGAUGCUGGAAAGCCGUGCCCGCGAGAUUUCUAUCACCGAAGUGCGUCGGCCAGUCUUUCUUUUGUUGAUGGAGUACCUGUAUACAGAUUAUCUAGACGUAGCCGUGGACAUUGCAAUGGAGCUGUUUGCUACCGCGGAUCGGUAUGGUGUCGAGCGAUUGAAGCGCAUUUGCGAAGGUAAAAUGCUUGGGUCGUUGUGCACCGAGAACGCUGCUAGCAUUUUUCAUGCUGCAGAUCUGCACAAUGCAACACUGCUGCGAGACCAGUGCAUCACCUUUAUACUCAGCAACUUCGACGCGGUGACGAAAACCGAAGCUUUCGAAGACAUGGGUCGGACCAACGUCGAAUUGGUCUUUGAACUGCUGAAGCGGCGCUAA
Molecule: messenger RNA, 1464 nt
Organism: Peronospora matthiolae
Lineage: Eukaryota; Oomycota; Peronosporomycetes; Peronosporales; Peronosporaceae
Source: the annotation of a GenBank genome assembly